Messenger RNA from Myotis davidii, 2820 nucleotides. It is a transcript of the gene TSR1, whose product is annotated as TSR1, 20S rRNA accumulation, homolog (S. cerevisiae). The transcript is spliced from 15 exons. Gene Ontology annotation, cellular component: nucleus; preribosome, small subunit precursor. Gene Ontology annotation, biological process: ribosome biogenesis; maturation of SSU-rRNA from tricistronic rRNA transcript (SSU-rRNA, 5.8S rRNA, LSU-rRNA); endonucleolytic cleavage of tricistronic rRNA transcript (SSU-rRNA, 5.8S rRNA, LSU-rRNA). The record is from RefSeq and is a predicted model, not a curated record. Gene Ontology annotation, molecular function: GTPase activity; GTP binding; U3 snoRNA binding. Bases 56 to 2467 code for a protein of 803 amino acids. NCBI's taxonomy places the organism in Eukaryota, Metazoa, Chordata, Mammalia, Chiroptera, Vespertilionidae.
GAAGCCGUCGUUCUGGGCCGGAAGUAGUGCUGACUUGGUCCACGUGAGCGGCAGCAUGGCCGCCCACCGCUCAGGUCCGCUCAAGCAACAGAAUAAAGCUCAUAAAGGCGGACGGCACCGGGGACGGGGAUCCGCGCAGCGGGACGGCAAGGGCCGUCUAGCACUGAAAAGCCUAAGCAAGAAGGUGAGAAAGGAGCUCAGCAGAGUAGACCAGAGGCAUCGCGCCAGCCAGCUUCGGAAGCAGAAGAAAGAGGCGGUUCUGGCAGAGAAGAGGCAGCUGGGCAGUAAAGAUGGCCCUCCUCAUCAGGUACUGGUGGUGCCCCUGCACGACAGGAUUUCCCUGCCAGAGGCCUUUCGGCUGCUUCAGGACAGGGACGCUGGAACAGUACACUUGAAUGAAUGGGGAAGCACCCACAGCUUUAUGCUGCUCUGCCCCAGCUUGAAACAUCGGUGGUUUUUCACAUCUGCAAGGCCAGGAGAUCUGCACACUGUGCUCGACUUGGCUAAAGUGGCUGAUAGCAUGCUGUUCCUCCUCGACCCCCUAGAAGGCUGGGACAGCACCGGGGAUUACUGCCUUUCCUGCCUCUUUGCUCAGGGCCUUCCCACCUAUACACUAGCUGUCCAGGGGAUUUCUGCCCUCCCACCGAAGAAACAAGUAGAUGCCAGAAAGAAGCUAAGUAAAGUAGUGGAGAAGCGCUUUCCUGAUGACAAGCUCCUUUUGUUAGACACGCAGCAGGAGGCAGGGAUGCUGCUCCGGCAGUUGGCUAACCAGAAGCAGCGGCAUCUUGCCUUUCGAGAUCGGCGGGCCUAUCUUUUUGCUCAUGAUGCUGACUUUGUGCCUAAUGAAGAGAAUAACCUGGUGGGGACCUUGAAAAUUUCAGGCUAUGUUCGUGGACAGACUCUGAAUGUAAAUAGUUUGUUGCACAUCAUUGGACAUGGUGACUUCCAGAUGAAACAGAUAGAUGCUCCUAUGGACCCUUUUCCUUUAAACCCUAGAGUGAUCAAAUCCCAAAAGGACUCGGGCAUGGCGAUGGAGAUUUGUGCUACAGAUGCUGUAACUGACAUGGAGGAAGACCUUAAGGUCCUGAUGAAGGCAGACCCUGAUAGACAAGAAUCUUUGCAAACAGAGGUUAUACCUGAUCCAAUGGAGGGGGAGCAAACCUGGCCCACUGAGGAGGAACUGAGUGAGGCAAAUGACUUUUUGAAGGAAAGUUCCAAGGUGGUAAAGAAGGUUCCUAAAGGAACAUCCAGCUACCAAGCUGAAUGGAUUUUGGAUGAGGAUGGCGAAAGUGGUGGGGAAGAUGAUGAAUGUGAUGAUGAAGAACAUGAGGAUUUUAUGGAAGAGGAAUCUCAGGAUGAGAGUAGUGAAGAGGAAGAAGAGGAGGAAUGUGAAACUAUGACUAUUGGAGAGUCUGUGCGUGAUGAUCUAUAUGAUGAGAAAGUGGAUGAAGAGGCUGAGGAAAAAAUGCUAGAAAAAUAUAAACAAGAAAGACUGGAAGAGAUGUUUCCAGAUGAAGUAGAUACGCCCCGUGAUGUGGCUGCUAGAAUUCGAUUUCAGAGAUACAGAGGCCUCAAGAGCUUCCGGACAUCUCCAUGGGAUCCUAAGGAAAAUCUUCCUCAAGAUUAUGCUCGGAUCUUUCAGUUUCAGAACUUUACCAAUACAAGGAAACGCAUCUUUAAAGAAAUCAAGGAAAAAGAUGUUGAAGGAGCUGAGGUUGGCUGGUACGUCACCCUUCAUGUCUCUGAAGUACCUGUCUCUGUGGUUGAGUAUUUCAAGCGCGGGGCACCCUUGGCCGCGUUUUCUUUGCUGCCUCAUGAGCAGAAGAUGUCAGUGCUGAACAUGGUGGUAAGCCGGCAUCCUGGCAACACUGAACCUGUGAAAGCCAAAGAGGAGCUGAUCUUCCAGUGUGGGUUCAGGCGCUUCCGAGCCUCACCUCUGUUCUCUCAGCACACUGCAGCGGAUAAACAUAAAUUUCAGAGAUUCUUGACUGCUGACAUGGCCCUGGUGGUGACAGUAUAUGCCCCAAUCACUUUUCCUCCUGCAUCUGUGCUGCUUUUCAAACAGAAUAGCAAUGGAAUGCACAGCCUCGUUGCUACCGGCCAUCUCUUAUCAGUGGAUCCAGACAGGAUGGUCAUCAAGAGAGUUGUUCUGAGUGGUCAUCCUUUCAAAAUUUUUACUAAGAUGGCAGUAGUACGUUACAUGUUCUUCAGCAGAGAGGACGUGCUGUGGUUUAAACCGGUGGAACUGAGAACAAAGUGGGGCCGCAGGGGACAUAUCAAGGAGCCUUUAGGUACUCAUGGCCAUAUGAAGUGCAGUUUUGAUGGGAAGCUAAAAUCUCAGGACACAGUACUGAUGAACCUCUAUAAACGAGUUUUCCCCAAAUGGACUUAUGACCCAUAUGUACCAGAACCAGUACCUUGGGUGAAAAGUGAAAUUUCAACAGUGCCAGAAAUGGACAUGAAGUAAUGGAUACAAUGGGAUUCUGUCUCCUUGCUACUAGCUUAGCACCCUAGGGAUGGGAACCUACAGGUUGUGAUUGGGCAGAGUUUGUGUUACCUAUUUUAGCCUGCAAGCCUGCUGUCCCUUUUUGCAAAAGAUUUUUCUUGGCCUUGACAAGGUGUCUCAGUUAAGUGGAUGUUUUUUCUAUUGCUACUUUAUAAAAAAAAACAACCUUAAAUCUUAUUGAUAAUCUACCCUCCAUUAGGAUGUUGAAAGCUGUUUAAGUAGGUGAGAAGUGGGAAGUUAACAUUGACUAAGAAACAAAAUUUCCAAGUGUCUAGAAAAACUGAAUCACAUUUCUUCCUUAUGCAUAAAUUAAA